ACUCGCUAGGGUCGUUCAGUCAUCUUAUUAUGCCACUUAUGAUUCGUUGGUGCUCUUGCUUGGUCUUCUUCUUCCUACUUCAGGCAAGUCAAAUAGCCAGCGGCGUGGUUUACAAUAUCACGACAUCGGAGCCACUCUUCCCGUACCAAACUCUUGUCUCCUCUGGCCACAUAUUCGAGCUUGGGUUCUUUACGCCGGAUGGCUCAGAAAAUCAGUAUGUUGGGAUAUGGUACAAGAACUUCACGCCUUCUAAAGUCGUGUGGGUGGCCAAUAGGGAUUUGCCGCUCGUGGACACGGAUCGGUCUGCGAAAUUAACGAUAGGCAGCGAUGGGAAUUUGAAGCUCGUGGAUGGACAAGAAAAUAUAGUUUGGUCUACCAAUGCCUCUGGUCGGUCUGAUUAUACAUCAGCGGCGCUAUUGGAUAGUGGUAAUUUUGUACUGCAAGAUGCGAAUUAUAGUGAAAUAUGGGGAAGCUUCGAUGAUCCGACAGACACUCUUCUUCCGGGCAUGAAGAUGGGAGUAAAUGCCAGGACUGGGGAGAAACACUAUUUAAUUUCCUGGAGAAGCGACAGUGAUCCGUCCCCUGGAAGUUUCUUGACUGGGAUGACAUCGGAGACGCCGCCUCAACCUUUCACUUGGAAUGGUUCAACCCCUUACUGGAGAGGCGGGCAAUGGGACAAAUCGAAAUUUAUCGGCAUACAAAACAUGGACCAAUCGUACUCGAGUGCGAUCAAUGUCCAGCAAGAUAUUCAGCAGGGGACCACUUACCUUUCUAUCGAUUUUUACAAGAGCCCAUUCUUUGUAUACAUGUUUGUUUCGCCUGGAGGAUCUCUGAAGAUAAUGAAGUGGGAUGAUGGAGCUAAGAUGCUUAAAUGGGUUUGUGCCAAAGUCAAAUGAAGAAUGGAACAGUGGAAACUGGACCAAAGGAUGUGUAAGAGAGACACCAUUGAAUUGCCAGAAAGACACAAGCACAUUGGCUUCAACAACCGUAAAGAAAG
Syzygium oleosum is the source of this 997-nucleotide messenger RNA. RefSeq names its product G-type lectin S-receptor-like serine/threonine-protein kinase SD1-29. Gene Ontology annotation, biological process: recognition of pollen. The record is from RefSeq and is a predicted model, not a curated record. Lineage: Eukaryota; Viridiplantae; Streptophyta; Magnoliopsida; Myrtales; Myrtaceae. Bases 30 to 896 code for a protein of 288 amino acids. The transcript has 2 exons.